Molecule: messenger RNA, 2843 nt
Organism: Oryza sativa Japonica Group (Japanese rice)
Lineage: Eukaryota; Viridiplantae; Streptophyta; Magnoliopsida; Poales; Poaceae
Source: RefSeq, a predicted model, not a curated record
AAAAAAAAGUAAAAGAUUUAGCACUCUAUUCUCUGUCAACAGAGCAUUAGCGAUUCCGUAAACAGAUUCGCUCGCGUCCUGUCUGCAUAAGUCGUGUCACGUCGCGCCGUACGGUGCCACACGUGACGAGUUGAAUCGUUGAUCCACCUCAUCUCCAACAAUGGAGUCGCUGCCGGAGGACGUCCUCCUGGAGAUCUUCUCCCGCCUGCCGGCCAGGUCGGCCGCCCGGCUCCGCGCCAUGUCGCGCUCGUGGCGCGCCGAGCUCUCGUCGCCGUCCUUCGUCGACCUCCACCUCCGGCGAGCCAACACGACGGCGCCGCCCAAGCUCUUCUGCUGCCCUUGCGACGACAAGCUUAUGCUCGCCGAUCAGUGGUGCCUGUACGAUCUGCAGCUCGGCGGCGGCCCUGGGAGGGAGCUCGUGCGCGGCGGCGAGUUCGGCGACGUGUUGCCUGCUCCUCUCACCAAGCCUCUCCGUGGCCUCGUCUUGGUCAUGUGCUACGGCAGGAACGGCGUCUACGUCUGCAACCCUUCCACCGGCGGCGAGGCGCUCGCCCUCCCCGACACCGAGCUGCCGUCGAAGGCGACGUUCCGGCCGUCGUUGGGACCCGGGCCACCGUACUACCGCAACGUCGCGUACGGCCUCGGUUACUGCUCGGCGGCGAAGGAGUUCAAGGUCGUCCGCAUGUUCAGCGAGGGCCACUACGAGGAGACGGCGACAAGAUGCGAGGUGUUCGUCCUCGACUCGCCGGCGUACUGGAGACCUGCCGCCGGGAAGCCGCCUCCGGCGUGCAUCGUCGAGAACACCGGCGUGUUCUUGGACAGGUCCGUGCACUUCCUCUGCAGUGACGGUGGUGGUAUGGUCAGUUUCAACGUCGCCGAUGAGAGCUUCGGCUCGCUGCCGGCGCCGCCGCCGUUGGCGGCGGCGGUGUACGGUGUGGCGGAUUGGCGGAUAAGGGAGAGGAUGACGGAGCUGGACGGGUGCUUAUGCGUGUGCCAAUAUGCUUGUGGAAGCGAUGGCCAUGGGCCUUGUCGUCUAUGGCUGCUCCGGCGGCACGGUGGCGGCGACGAGACGGCGGCGCGGUGGGAGAAGCUCUGCUGCAUCGACCCGAUCCCAUGGCCUUCGCGCUCGAUCGUGCCGCUAUGCAUGUACGGGGAGAAGAUCUUGAUGCGGACGGGGCGAAGCGUGGUGUUCGCCGUGGACGCCGCCGCCUGCGGCGGCGGCGCACCGGAGAUCCUGUUCCGGCCGGACGAGCACGAGGCCACCGCCGGCGAGUUCGAGGACACGCAGUUACCGGCGCUAGGCCUGUACGAGGAGAGCCUCGUGCCCGUGGGCCGCACCGUCGAGGAGAUCGUCUUCUCGUCGCCGGCGACCAGGGCUUGGUCCGACGUCCUCAAGUGGCUGCCGGCGAGGACGGUGUCGGAGCUCAGCGUCGUGUGCAAGGCGUGGCGCGCCAUGGUCACCACCGACCGCUUCAUCCGCUCGCACGCCGUCCACGCCAACAUGGCGGCGAGAAGACCGCGGAUCAGGUUCGUCAUGGACCCCGUCGGCGGUGUACCCGCCGACAUUGAUCGUCACACUGACGAGAUUCACGAGCCAGACAUCUCCCCCAAGCCGUUCGUCUGCUCCCAGCCCUGCCAUGGCCUCAACGUCGGCAGCUUCUCCGACGUCCUCGAUUUCGUCUGCAACCCCAUCAUGGACUACCACGAGGAACUUCCACUAAUCGAAAGCGACGACGACUAUGACGACGACGGCGACGACGACAUCUUCUACGGCCGCAUCGCGCUGGGGUACGACGAGGAGGUAGGCGACCACGUGGUGGUGCGCCUCGCCUACACGGAGAACAACCCGGAGACGCGGAGCUACAAGCUGCAGCCGCAUGCGCUACGUCAAACGGCGGGAGUGGUCUCCCCAACCAAUCCCGCCGCCGCGGCGGCCGGUGGCCUCCGCGACGCCGGCGUACGCCAACGGCAGAUCUACUGGCUGGUCGACCCAGCGCUCGGCCCUGCAUCCGCCACCACGACGACGCCGCCGACGUCGGCGUGCGAGCUGGUGGCGCUCGACUGCCGCAACGCCGUCGCGCGCCACCACUACGACGUCGUGCGGGGGCCGCCGAUGCCACCGUGCGGCCGCGUCUCCGUCCUCCGGCUCCACGGCGCGCUCUGCGUGGCGUGCUCGGACCGCGACGCGAACGCCAUAGACGUGUGGGCAAUGCAGCAGGGCGCCGGCACCGCCGUCUGGUCCAUGGUGUACCGCAUCGAGCUCGCCGGGUACUCGCCGGAGUACACGUCGGAGAAGACGACGGUGAUGGGCGUCGACCCGACGAGCGGGCGCAUCCUGCUCAACACGGAGCAGUCGCUGGGUUACUACGAUCCCAAGACGGGGGAGCUGGAGACGAUCUACCGUGUCAGAAGGAUGUACCAGGAGGCAAAUGAUGGCAGUGGUGCAUGGUACGAUGGGAGGUUCUGUGCGGUUGUCUGUGAAGAGAGCCUGUUUUGGUAUCCGGUCUGGAGGGAUUAUGCUCAGUAAGUCCAAGGGAAACAUGCAAUGACAAUGAGUUGUAAAUUAUCUUUUUCUUGAGUAAUUAGUCAAGCUUUCACUGACCAUUUGAGAUAGGUUUAGAAUCAGCAAUGAGCUAGGUAGAUGAGAAUGGACUUUUAAACUCUUCGAGAGGAUAACCUUGUAUAUAACCUUAUUUCUUAUAUGACAUCAAAUAGUUAUUUUAAAUAUUUAAACUUGCAUGUUUGUGAAAUAAUAUAUCAUAUUAAUCUAUCUUGUUAUUUUUUAAAAAAAUUAUAAUUAUUUAAAUAACAUGUAAAUAACAGGAGAGAAUAUCCUCUCCAGA